This is a messenger RNA of Pteropus alecto (black flying fox), 2725 nucleotides long. RefSeq names its product interleukin 15 (gene IL15). The transcript has 7 exons. Gene Ontology annotation, molecular function: cytokine activity; cytokine receptor binding. Gene Ontology annotation, biological process: neutrophil activation; positive regulation of immune response; immune response. Bases 1880 to 2419 code for a protein of 179 amino acids. The record is from RefSeq and is a predicted model, not a curated record. Gene Ontology annotation, cellular component: extracellular region. NCBI's taxonomy places the organism in Eukaryota, Metazoa, Chordata, Mammalia, Chiroptera, Pteropodidae.
UUUAAAUUCAAAGAAAUAUUGUUAUGGUCACUUCUGUGAGUUUUUUACAUCUUUCCAUAUUAGAGUUUUAUUAGUUAUCUUAAGGCGGUUUCAAAUGAUUUCAUCAAUCUUGGUCUUUGCUUUUAAAUUCUACAGUGGAAUUUACUUGUUCAUUGGUGUGAGUAAUUUUCAGAAUCUUACCAAACAGCCUGUGGCAACUGAAAUACUAGAAUUUUAUAUAUUAGACUUUUUUGUUUGUACACAGUGCAACAAAAACAAAUUAUGCUGAAAACCCAACUUCACUGAGCUUCAGUGACUUAUACAACUAAUUGAAAGAUAUUUUUUUCUGUAAUUAAAAAAACAAAUCUGAUCUAUGUAUUUGACAGGCAAAGCAUAUCUUAUGGUUAUAAUCAUUUUUCAUAUCACUUUGUUAUUUUAUUUCCCUAUUCUGACUAAAUAUUUUGUAGAUCAUUUGGCCCAUCUUGUUCCAGAACUUACAUAUGUUAGAAGUUUGUUCAAUAUUUGUAGACCAAUUUUAUUAUUCUGUGUACUUAAAUUGUGCUUUAAAGCUCAGCUCUAUAAGGAAAGUUACCAUCAGUGUCAGAAAAUGUGAAAACUCUCCAGUAGCUUAGAACAUUCAAGGUGGCCACAUAUUAACAGUAUGCUGUCGGCCAUUGAGUCCCCUCAGCCCUGGGGACAGCUGACAAGAUUCUGGAGCCUACAGGCCAUUGAACUUCAGCUAAGAGCAGAUUCCUCUAGUUUCCUGGGCAGCCCAAAUGCAACAGAAUCGAGGAUGUGAUGAUGUGUCCUCUGGCUGUGCUACUUGGUAUUGAGUGUGGUCAGUGAGGUGCUUUACUGUGUGGACACCUUCUGCCACCAACUGCAGAGCACGCAGCAUCAACAGGGGGGCUGAAGGAGGUAUGGGAUGAAUUUACCUUGCAGGAGCCUAAGAAGCUCUGCAGCAGUCCAAGUUGAGGCUGGGGACACAGAUCCACUUCUCCAUCCCAUACCUCUCUAUUCACAUAGACACACGUACGUUAGUCCUUUUGUGGCUGCCAUAUCUUUUGCAGCAGACUCCAGUCCAGACGCAUUGCUCUCCCAAUGCAUGCUCAUUCUGCAAAUUACAGCUUCAAUGUAUCGCUACAAAAAAGUCUGAUUGGAUUUGAAAUCAUUGGCAUCAUCACAUGAAUAUUCAACAUGACGUUGUCUUGAACAGGAAAGAAUGAUUGCUUCAUUUCUUUAAAUAUAACCUCCAACUAUUUUAAACGUAAAAAAACGAUUUUAAAUGUAAAAAACGAUUUAAAAAUGUUUAUAGCUCUUAUUUUGUUGUUAGUGACUAUCUAGAGCUUAACUUUUUAAGAAAAAUGUGAACUGAUUUUAUGUAAACUUUAUGCACAUUUAGUAUUUAAAUCACUUCUAAUAUUUUUGUUUUAUUUUUAACACAUAUGUUAAAUGCAAAGAAAACGUAGCUAAAUGUUUUACUAAGCUCCGGGGAGCCUUAUCAUUUUUCUCUAUGACAUAACUGAAAACUCUGGGGAAGCACCUUUUAUUAGGGAUUUUCGGUAAUUCACGUGUGUGCACGGUUCUCCAGAGUGCUUCCAAAACUGGGCACAAGGCCUUUUCUGCUGACUCUGUGUGGCAUGCAGAUCCCUCAGCCUCAAAAGAAAUCAGUCCCUUCCUUUAACUGCAAGAUACAGUUAACAACACCACACACGGUCCCCUUGGACCAUGCGUAUAACGUUUACGCCCCAUUCCUCACUAGACUGGCAAACCGAUCAGCAGACAGGCUCAUGCCUUCAAGUUCACCCUCCGUGCCAACUGCCUUGGACAAAGUAGUUACCCAGACUCCAUUUCUGCAUAUGGCCCUCUGGCUCUUCGAAGCAAUGUACCAUCAUGUGCCAUGCUGGUGAUGUCACAAGACGCGAAGUCAAUGUUAGCACAUAGCCCAACGACAAGAAGUCAUAAACCAUAUUUGAGAAGUACGUCCAUCCAGUGCUAUUUGUGUUUACUCCUGAACAGUCACUUUUUAACCGAGGCCGGCAUUCAUGUCUUCAUUUUGGGCCGUGUCAGUGCAGGUCUUCCUAAAACAGAGUCAAACUGGCAGUAUGUAAUAAGAGAUUUGCAAAAAUUUGAAAAUCUUAUUCAAUCUAUACAUAUUGAUGCUACUUUAUAUACGGAAAGUUCUGUUCAUCCCAGUUGCAAAGUAACGGCGAUGAAGUGCUUUCUUCUGGAAUUCCAUGUUAUUUGGCAGGAGUCGAAUAAUAUGGACGUUAGAGAGACAAUAGAAAACCUUAUCAUCCUAGCAAACAAAAGUUUAUCUUCUAAUGGAAACGUAACGGAAUCUGGAUGCAAAGAAUGCGAGGAGCUGGAGGAAAAAAAUGUUAAAGAAUUUUUGCGGAGUUUUAACCAUAUUGUGCAAAUGUUCAUCAACACUUCUUGAUUGCAUCCGAUCCUCUUCAGCAUUUCUGUUAUUAACAAACACCUUCCAGUUGCUUAGAGGCAGUGAAACACUGCAUUUCAAACGUUCUGCCAAAACAACUUUUCCAGCAAGAAGACGACCAGGAUCUUGGAUGAGAUGAACUCUUAAACAUGAAGGCAGAGAAAUGGCAUUGAGUAACAUGGUGUCUACAAGAUGUCCUCAGACUUAUUUUGUUCAUUUAUUUUUAAUUUAUUAUUGAAGUUGUACAUAUUUGUAGCAUAAUGUAAAAUGUUGAAUAAAAUUAUGUACAUAUUUUAUCAUUUGAAA